Molecule: messenger RNA, 3231 nt
Organism: Clavispora lusitaniae ATCC 42720
Lineage: Eukaryota; Fungi; Ascomycota; Pichiomycetes; Serinales; Metschnikowiaceae
Gene: PKC1
Product: protein kinase C
Biological process (GO): fungal-type cell wall biogenesis; signal transduction; protein phosphorylation
Cellular component (GO): cytoplasm; nucleus
Molecular function (GO): diacylglycerol-dependent serine/threonine kinase activity; ATP binding
Source: RefSeq, a predicted model, not a curated record
AUGUCCCAGUCCAAAGACAAGGUCUUGGCCGAUAUUCGCGGUAAGAUUGAAAGAGAAAACAAACUCAUCCAGGGUUUUCAGGCAGUGAGGAAGAAUACAUCCAAUCAAGAGGUGAUUCAAAGAUGCAACAACCAAAUCAGAGAGACCCAGACCAACAUCGAGUAUCUCCGAGACACCUUGGAUAAGCUCUCUAUGCAGCAGGAUACUGUGGAGACUUCGGGAGAUGAACGUCAAAGGCACCGCGGCUCGUCCGUGCUGAAACCUUUGUACUCUAGAUUUGAUCUUAUCAAGUACAAUUGUCCAUCUUUGGGCCACAAGAUCCAAUACAUGCUCCAACAACUCCAGUUUAAGUUGCAAGUUGAGAACCAGUAUCGCGAGGCAAACGAGAAAAUAUCGCAUUUGUACUUAAUGGAUGGCGACAAGCCCUCUUCAAAUGCAGCCGAAGGCGGUAAGUUGGACUCUGAUUACCGUAUCCAACUUCUCAACAAAUCUUUGAGAAAGUACCAGGGCAUGCACGUCAACGUUGAAGAGAUUAACCGUGACUUGGAGAUUAUGAAUAUCCCCAAAUUUGCCCGUAAAUCGUUAACUGGUCGUAUCACAAUCAAUGUUGUCUGUAUUCGUGAUAUUGACCAUAUUGCGCUGCCAAUGUCUCACAAGAGGGCAGAGUCGUUUGUCUCUUUCAAGAUUGAUGAUGUGGAAAAAGCGCGUACCAGUGACUCACGCACUGGCAAAUUCAAUGAAGACUUUGUUAUUGAAGUUGACAAGGCUCACGAAAUGGAAAUUGCGGUCUACGACAAGUCCAACAACCAGCGCAUACCAGUGGCCUUAACCUGGAUUUUACUUUCGGAUAUUGCUGAAGAGAUCCGUAAAAAGAAAGUUGCCAACGAACAAGUCACAGAGGGUUGGAUGCCAGCCUCCAGUAUUUCUCUGCCUUCUCAUGGUUCUGCUCAUGCAAAUAUGACACUGGCAAAUACUCCAAAUAUAGAAGGAGUCAUGGAUACUGCUAGUUCAAGCUCGAAUAAGAGCCCCAAGAAUGUUCAGAUUAGCUCAUGGGUCAACCUUGAACCCGUAGGACAGAUUCUCAUCAACUUAUCCUUUGAAAAAUCUCAGGCCCUAGGCCACGCAACUUUCAUGGAUGCUCUUGGACGUCAUGGCGCGAUUCGUCAAAAGAAGGAAGAAGUUUAUGAACAACAUGGUCAUCAGUUUGUGCAAAAGCAGUUUUACAAUAUUAUGUGCUGUGCACUUUGCGGAGAAUUCUUGCGUUACACGGGGUUCCAAUGCCAAGACUGCCGUUUCCUAUGUCAUAAAAAGUGCUACCAAAAAGUUGUGACUAAAUGUAUAUCAACUUCAGGAACGACUCUGAAUGACGAAGCUAAGUUGAAUCACCGUAUUCCUCACCGUUUUGAACCCGUGUCUAACCGUGGAACAAAAUGGUGCUGUCACUGUGGCCAUAUAUUGCCAUGGGGAAGAAAGAAUGUUCGCAAGUGUUCCGAAUGUGGAGUUAUGUGUCAUUCUCAAUGUACCCAUUUGGUUCCAGAUUUUUGCGGCAUGUCGAUGGAAAUGGCGAAUAAAAUCUUGGCCACUAUAAAAUCAACAAAGCAAGCUCCUCGAAUUGCACAACAACCGAAGAGCUCAUCACUGGCCCCAGAGGUUCCUCCUAAAUCCGCAUCAGUGUCGCCACAGAAACCAAGGCAAACAGGUUACGAAACUCUGUACUCUAAUGCUCAAGCCGAAUUCCCGCAAACUCAGGAUCCGAGGGUAAGAGGAGCUUACAACAAUGUUGCUGAGUAUGAGGACGAAACCCAUGCUACAAAAUUGCCUACAACAAUCAGAAAUGAAUUUCAACCCGCAGUGGAUUCUCCAUACACGAGACAUGCAACUAGACGGCCACCUCCGCAGCAAGAAGUUGAAGAGCUCAUGCCAUCACAGGAUGUAGAUGAUAUUCUGACACGUCAUGACUACACAUUUGUCUCAAACAGAUCUGACGAUUUUGAGCAUGUUCCACAGAGGACACCAAUCGAUCAUCCCCAGAAUAAUCCAUUUGAUAUUGAUCAAGAGCAGCAAACUGUAUUUGAUAAUUUUGAUUAUCACAAUCAGUCGCUGGCUAUCACACAAGUCUCUUCAGCGCAAGAAAAUGUUUUUAUGGAACCACCUCACGAAGCUCAGAUACGUCAACAGGAAGAACACCAUAGCAGCCAUCGCACGCACAGAUCGAAGCGCCGGAGAAGAAUUGGAUUGGAUGACUUUCAAUUCCUUGCUGUUUUGGGUAAAGGAAACUUUGGUAAAGUCAUGUUAGCUGAAUCCAGGACAACCCAAAAGUUAUGUGCGAUCAAGGUGUUAAAGAAAGAUUUUAUUGUGGAGAACGAGGAAGCUGAAAGUGUUAAAACUGAGAAACGUGUCUAUUUGACAGCGAACAAGGAAAUGCACCCAUUCUUGUUGAAUUUGCACUGCUGUUUUCAAACAGAGAAUAGAAUCUAUUUCGUCAUGGAGUAUAUUUCGGGAGGUGACUUGAUGUGGCACAUUCAGAAAUCGCGCUUCUCUGCUAAAAGAGCUAAAUUCUAUGCUUGUGAAGUCUUGUUGGCUUUGAAGUACUUCCACGAUAAUGGCAUCGUCUACCGUGAUUUGAAAUUGGACAAUAUUUUAUUAACCACUGAGGGUCAUAUCAAGAUUGCGGAUUAUGGUUUGUGUAAAGAGAACAUGUGGUAUAAGAGUACAACAGGCACAUUCUGCGGUACACCACAGUUCAUGGCACCCGAGAUCAUUGCUGGUAAACCGUAUGAUCGUUCCGUUGAUUGGUGGGCUUUCGGUGUGCUCAUGUUUCAAAUGUUAUUAUGCCAAAGUCCUUUCAAAGGAGAAGAUGAAGAUGAUAUUUUCAAUGCUAUUGAACAUGACGACGUGAGAUAUCCAAUCAGCAUGCCUCGGCAGACUGUUCUUGUAUUGCAGGCAUUGUUGACCAAGGAUCCUGCCGAACGACUUGGUAGUAGUGAGAGAGAUGCUUUAGACAUCAUGGAGCACCCCUACUUCCAAGAUGUUAAUUUUGAUGAUGUACUUAACAGAAGAAUUCAACCACCAUACUUGCCAGAACUCACAAGUGAACAUGAUUACUCGAAUUUUGAUCAAGAGUUCACGUCUGAGACACCAAGAUUGACUCCAGUGGAAACUGUCUUGACAUCAGAAAUGCAAGAGCAAUUUCGCGGAUUCUCUCACAUUGCUGAUGAUGCUCCUGUCUGA